Molecule: messenger RNA, 1672 nt
Organism: Wasmannia auropunctata (little fire ant)
Lineage: Eukaryota; Metazoa; Arthropoda; Insecta; Hymenoptera; Formicidae
Product: UPF0415 protein C7orf25 homolog
Exons: 4
Coding region: 416-1618 (400 amino acids)
Source: RefSeq, a predicted model, not a curated record
CGCAAGAUGGCUGCACGCAUCACGCACACCGCGCGGGACUGCCGUCAUGUGCGACGACCGUCGUGGCAUUCGUGUUUCGUGGACAGUCGCGGGGGAGGUUAGGAGUGUUGGGACUUGGGAGUGUUGGGACUUGGGGGAUUCUUUUGCGAGCCAUAGACUGAGGUGGACGUCUGUGGCCGAGAAUUCCAUCAGCACGUUUUAAUAUUGCAUCAUUCAAUUGAUUCACUUAUCAAGAUUUAGUACUGCAUCAUUCAUCUAAGUUGGAAAGACUGGCCAAGUAUACCCCUGUACAGGGGACCAGGGCCACCCAAACGAAAAAGAAGAAGAAGAAGAAGGGAGUGUUGGGACUGACUUGGGGAAGGUUCGAUUCUGCUCGCACGUCCGACGGGGGACCGUCGACCGGGAGCUCCUCACCAUGGCGAUGGAGGACGAAAUGGGCGACGAGCUGCUCCAGUGCCUCGAGGAGAAAAUCGCCAGUGGCCACAGCUUGAUCGAGCGGCUGAAACUCAUGGACAAGAUCGACGGGAUUGACAAGCUGAUGCGGAAGAUUCAGCAGGAGAUAAAAUUUCUGGAGAAGGUGCAAUGUAUGGGAAACUUGAAUAAGAAACAUCUCCAGGGCUCGAAUCUGACUCAUCUCGACGCUAUGGUGGCUCGGCUGUCCUGUGCAAAGGAUCCCAGCAGCGUGAUGAGACCCUUCAAGUAUCAGAAAUUGCGUCUGGAGGUUGACAUAGUGUGUAACAGUGGCGCUUCAUGGGUGAAAGUUAUAGCGAGAAACGCCAAAGCGUUAACGCUGAUAUCUCUCGGCAAUGGAGAAUACGGGCAGAAAUCUGUUCUGGACCAGGCCAAUUCGUAUCUUGUAUGUAGCAAGUGUCAUCUGCAUCACUACAGACCGCCAGAUGUGAUAUUUCAUUUUGCUUACGGCGUAGAGGUUCCGCUAGCCUUGCAACUGGAGCAAAUGGGCAUCACGGUGGAGGGAGACAGGAUAGACACGAACGACGAGAAUUCGAACAAACAAGAUGAACUGGAUUUGUCCAAAGGAUCUACAAGCGAUUCCGAAAAGGAUGUGGAUCUGCAGUCAUUGAAUACAUCUGUGCUGUCAACCGAAAUCAAACUCCUGAAUCUGGAUGUGUCGGCGCUACUGGCUUACGUUACGAAUAUGACCAAUGGAUACGAUAACUAUAUUUAUCGGGAGCCACUGCUUACGCAACAAGCGGAAAUGGAGAGGAAACGUCCCAUAAAACCGAUCCUCGAGAAUUUGUUUCGCGACAAAGAACUGAUGGUCUGCCGGACGGCGUAUAACAAUUUUAUGAAUAUCAUCGACGUUAUCGGUGGUCCGAAAGAGGCGCAGCGUGCUCAGGAAUUGUUAAAGAAAGUCCGAAUCGUCGACGACGUGACCACUGGACGAAUUAUGGAGCUGCGUUUAGGCGGUAAAAUUAAGGACCGAUCGCGAUUGAUUUUUGCAACGGGCGAGAGUAUGAAAAGCAUCACUGUUUCUGCUAACGAGGGAUUUGUAAGAGCGGCGCGCAUGCAGGGCAUCGAGUGUACAGUUUUCUUACACGAACCAAGGUCUCUGUCAGAAAUUAAAGAAGGUAACGCAACAAGUAUAGAACAAUCUUGAUAUUAUUUGGAAUAUCUAGGCGAUCAUAAAGAAAAUAUAUACUGAUACUAGGCA